Periophthalmus magnuspinnatus is the source of this 3559-nucleotide messenger RNA. RefSeq names its product dual specificity phosphatase 16 (gene dusp16). Bases 548 to 2368 code for a protein of 606 amino acids. Lineage: Eukaryota; Metazoa; Chordata; Actinopteri; Gobiiformes; Gobiidae. The record is from RefSeq and is a predicted model, not a curated record. Gene Ontology annotation, cellular component: cytoplasm; nucleus. The transcript has 7 exons. Gene Ontology annotation, biological process: protein dephosphorylation; negative regulation of MAPK cascade. Gene Ontology annotation, molecular function: protein tyrosine/threonine phosphatase activity; MAP kinase tyrosine/serine/threonine phosphatase activity.
UACAGUGACCUCAUCUCUUAUGGCAGCGACAGGACCUCACUAACCGUCUCACAGCCUCUUCUCCUCAAUUACUUUACCUCUUAUUUGAGCUUUAUGUGUUUAAAACUCGUAUAGAUUACACCGGGCAGUGAUAUUGUUGUAAUGUGGACGAAUAAAAUGGUGCGUACUGCUGGUUUGACGUCGACUUUUGAACGAGAUCUCCACUAUGAGGCCCAGGACAAAGGAGUGAUGAUGUCAUUGAUGCCAGGUGUCUCAGGUGGGCCGCAGUGUGCAUGAGCCCCUGCCCACGUUAAGUCUUCUGUCACAAAUACACUGUGGUACCACGACUUUGUUUCUCUCUGGGCCGUAGCCUUGCUCUGUGUUUGGACUGGAUGUGAGACUGCCAAACACCAUGACAUCAUCCCUGGCUCACAUAAUGGUGCUCUUCAUCUCCUGAGGGCCUUCGCCAGUUUGUCAUUGCACUGCACGACCAGCUGGGCCAUACUGAGGGCCACCGCAACAAGAGGGGCAGCCUUUUGGCCCCGCAGGAGGGGUGGGGGGGUGGGGCAUGUCGGGGGGUCGUGGGGCAGUAGGGAGUAGGUGCACCUUUGCAGUGGGGAUGCAGAGGCCCAGGACUGUGCGGCCUAUUGGGGCAGAGGCUUUGGUGGCCCUGCUCGAAGGUGGCCUGGAUGGAGUGAUGCUGAUUGACAGCAGGCCUUUUGUGGAUUAUAAUGCGUCGCACAUCCUGGAGGCUGUUAAUGUCAACUGCUCAAAGCUCAUGAAGAGGAGACUUCAGCAGGAUAAGGUUCAGAUCACAGAGCUGCUACAGCACUCAGCCAAGAAAAAGUUGGAGUUACGGGGCAAUCAAGAAGUUGUUGUGUACGAUCAAAGUUCUUCAGACCUGGCAGCUCUUAGCCCUGACUCAUUCCUUUGUGUGCUGCUGCUCAAGUUAGAGAAGACCUUUCCUUCAGUCCAUCUCCUCUCAGGUGGUUUCUCUGAGUUCUGUCACUUGUUCCCGGGGCUGUGUGAAGGGAAAUCCACAUGUGUGCCGUCAUGUACAUCCCAGCCCUGUCCCCCAGCAACCAGUAUCGGCCCCACUCGCAUCCUGUCUCAUCUGUAUCUGGGCUGCCAGAGGGAUGUCCUGAACAAGGAGCUGAUGCAACAGAAUGAAAUUGCUUAUGUCCUGAAUGCCAGUAACACUUGCCCCAAGCCUGACUUCAUCCCAGACUCUCACUUUUUGCGAGUUCCCGUCAACGAUAGCUUUUGUGAGAAGAUCCUGCCUUGGUUGGACAGAUCUGUGGAGUUUAUUGAGAAGGCCAAAGCUUGCAACGCACGCGUCUUGGUGCAUUGUCUGGCUGGCAUCUCACGAUCUGCUACUAUCGCCAUCGCCUACAUCAUGAUGAGAAUGAACAUGUCGCUGGAUGAGGCAUACAGGUUUGUGAAGGAAAAGAGGCCAACCAUAUCUCCAAACUUUAACUUCCUGGGUCAGCUCUUGGACUUUGAGAAGAGAAUCAAAAGCAUCAAAGAGAACGCUGAUGAAGCAGAUAUGCUCUCCAGACCUGUGUGUGACCAAACCUGCCUUCCUGGUCCUGGGGCUGAUCCUGAAACCCCCCCUUUGCCUUGUACCCUCAUGGAGCCAUCCGAAGAGCAUCUACUGGAGCACCUGAGCAGUGUGCACCUCUUUGACUGCCCAGAGGAGGGCAUAAGACUCAAACGCUCAUUCUCACUGGACAUUAAGUCUUACGGUGAACCUCCAGGGGCUAGUGGACACAGAGGGGACACAGGAAGGGCAUCAGCUUUUAAAGAGACCACCAGUAAACUGUGCCAGUUCUCCCCAGUGGAGGAGGUGUCAGAGCAGUCGACCCCAGAACAGAGUCCUGACAAAGAAGAGGCUGGAGCCCCUGAGGCAGCAGUGAAACCUCCCAAAAGCUGUAGCUCCACUCUUCAGCGUAGUGGCAGUGUGGAGGACAGUGGGGGCCGUGUGGUGUUUAAGGGCAGCCCAGGGGGCGCUCUAAAGGGCUGGCACUCGGACAUUUUGCUGGGCCCUGUCACUGUGUCCACAUCUUCUCUGGCUGGCAGUUGGUUUCUGUCUUCAGAGUCUACACGGUUUUAUUCCACGUCAGCCAUUUUGACUGGCGGCGGCUUUGCCUACAACUACAGCCACGGCCUGGAGGCGGUGCGGCGUCGCAGCCGCCAGAGGACUGGGGACUGUGGCGACUCACGCCGCAGCUGGCACGAGGAGAGCAGCUUUGAGAAGCAGUUGAAGCGACGCAGCUGUCAGAUGGAGUUUGGGGACACGAGGACAGACAGCCGCUCUCGAGAAGAAAUGGUCAAAGUGGGCAGUCAGUCGAGCUUCUCUAGAAGCAUGGAGGUCAUCCAGGUGUCCUGAAGCCAUUGGCAUGGCGACCCUCGGCCAAUACAAGAGUCAGGGACUUCUCAUGAACAAAAAAUUACACCAACUAGCUGCUUCGCAACUUUAUCCCAUACAUUUAGAAAUACAGCAGUUUCACUUGAGUACAAGCAUCAUAAUUAAAAAUGAAGAUAUAAAAAUUAAAUGUAUAAUCAUAAUUUAGCCUCAUAAUAACAUCAGAAUUCAAACUGCAGUGUUGUUCCACAUAAUAGCAGCAGUCCAACAUUAAUUGCAGAUAAGAUUUGGUAGAAAUCAUAUUUUCCAUCAUGCAAGCUGCAUUUAUUUAAGAAAACAUCCGCGUUUGGUAUGAAACCAGUUUCUUCAUUUAAUUUUCUACAAACUGAAAAAUGUACUUUUUUACUUCUAUCUUUGAGAAUAUCUUCUGGCACCAAUGAAUAGGCAUUCCAGCCCAGGACGAUCAUCUGAAACUUCACCUCAUAAGUUUUAAUAGCAUUUAGAUCUGGGGAUGGCUCCCUAUUCUUCAGUCUUGAUGGUUUGGAAUCAAGAAGGUGGUUUUCCAUUGGGGUGUUUGUGGUUCAUAUUAAGGGUAUUUCCGCUUCAUCGUUAUGUAACAUGACCUCCCAACUAUAAAAAAAACAAAAAAAAACAUGUCAUGACUUUUGGAUUCAGUGACUUCUAUUACUUCUACUCAUUAUUUGCCAUGUAGAAAAAUGACAUCUACCAAAAAACAGGGACUUCUGCUUUUGUUGGACUGCCAUCAAAUUGGACAAUGCUGUUUAUCUUGAUGACCUCUGACCUUGUGAAUGUGAUGAAACGAACAGUGGAUGUGAAGAGCCUCUGAAUGUUUUGAAUCUAUACAAAACACUAAAAUUCCACAGCUACAAAAACAACUACAGACCAAGAGAUCAAGUUGUUUUUAAUAUUUGUACUAGUCCAUCAGUACGUUUGACAGAGCGAUGUGGUCCGAAGAACAGAGGCUGGUUAAGGAGUGCCGCAGAGACAUUCACAGUUUAAUCUUUGCACUAUUUGUGGGCUGAGGAACCUGGUUAAGAGUGUGUUUGUGUUCUUGAUGCAGCCAUACUUCAGGUUUGAAGAUGUGAAUGUGCAUAAUAUAGACUCUUUAUUUUUUAGUAAAAUCGUUGAUUUAAGCAACAGAUUUGUGGAUGUGUGUUUUAAAGAAUGACAGUUGAAUUAAACAAGAAAGUUUGU